Drosophila rhopaloa is the source of this 852-nucleotide messenger RNA. RefSeq names its product protein nemuri. The coding region runs from base 35 to 760 and encodes 241 amino acids. The record is from RefSeq and is a predicted model, not a curated record. Lineage: Eukaryota; Metazoa; Arthropoda; Insecta; Diptera; Drosophilidae. The transcript has a single exon.
GGGAUAGUGCAGCAACAUAACGCAUCCAGCAGUCAUGUCAUUGAAGUGGCUCUUGUUCGUUGCCCUGGUGGCAUUGCUCAGCAUUGGAACUGGCACCUCUGCCAAGCCAAGGAGGACCGCCAUCCAGGCCAGACCCGCUGCUCUAGAGCAGCUUAGCCGUCUCCAGCGCCUGAACGCCAGGUAUUAUGCCGUUCAGCAGGAUGAAGAGGAUGGCGAUGAUAUUAUCGAGCACGAAGAGGACCUACCAAAGGGGACAACCAACGAUGGUGAAGAAGAUGAGGACGGGGAAGAAGGUGACGAGACCAAGGAUGAAGAGAAGCAGAAAGAAGUGGAUAGCAAAAAGUUGACCUCAAACACCAACACCACACCGACCAAGGCAAAGACUGAAGUGAAGCACCAGCAAGCGGAGGAGCAGGAGCCCACCGAUGAGCUCCAGGAUCUCGAGGAACUCGAGAACGAGGCUGAGGCCGAGGAGGAACUGGAGCCGGAAAUCGAUCUCGCCCGCGCCGUGCCACGAAAUCGGAGGCGAGGUGGCCGGCGCAACGGCAGGGGCGGACGCAAGGGGCGUGGCAAGAACAACCGCAGGCGGGGAAACCGCAGGUGCGGGGGCAAGGGCGGGCGCGGUCGCCGUGGCCAACGCAGACGCUCUCCAUCAAAGCGCAGCGGCAACAAACGAACGGGCACAAACAACAAGCGACAGGGCCAGAAAAACAAAACAGUCAAGAAACCGACUGCAGCGCCAUCCACAAAGGUGGCCUGAAGUGCUCUAAAUUGCCACCCAUUAAUGCAGCUUUAAAAAUCAUUUAAACAGCAGCAAAACUCCAAACAAAUAAACUAAAACCAAACCCCUAA